UUGAGCAUCCCCGUUUUAGAAAGACUGAGUCUCUCCCAGGACAGCUGCUGCGGUCACACCACAAACUUAAAAGCCGUCCUUCUGCUCGGAGCGUGCCUUUCCUCACCACCCUCGCCUUCCCAAAGCUCCAACUGUUGCCUGGCCCUCCGUCGGUCCCGGCAGCGCUCUGGGGCCAGCAGCGCCCCCUGCCUCUCGGCCCGGCCUCUGCGGCCGCAGCCUGCGCGCUCCAGCAGGGCCGCCGGCGGCUCCGCGGCUCAGCCAGGGCAGCGGCUCAGAGGAGCUCGCGCCUUGGCCGGGGAGUCACCGCCUCGCACGCCCACAUCCUGCAUCCCCUUCCUCUCUCUCUGAAGGGCCAUCAGGCAAAGAGAGAGGGCGAGAAAAGGUCGCGGCAGAUUAAAUUACCACUGUUUCAAAGAGAACAUUGUUUUCAUCAUGAAUGCUAAUAAAGAUGAGCGACUGAAGCCCAGAAGCUACUAUUUUUACCUUUUUCAUGCCUUGAUGGUGCUAAGCAUGACCAUGCUGUUUCUUCCGGUCAUUGGAACGUCUAAGCAAAAUAUUCCACGACUCAAGCUAACCUACAAAGACUUGCUGCUUUCAAAUAGCUGCAUUCCCUUUUUGGGUUCAUCAGAAGGACUGGAUUUCCAAACCAUUCUGUUAGAUGAAGAGAGGAGCAGGCUGCUCCUGGGAACCAAGGAUCACAUCUUCCUGCUCAGUCUGGUCGACUUAAACAAAAAUUUUAAGAAGAUUUAUUGGCCUGCUUCAAAGGAACGGGUGGAAUUAUGUAAAUUAGCUGGGAAAGAUGCCAAUACAGAAUGUGCAAAUUUCGUUCGAGUACUUCAGCCUUAUAAUAAAACUCACAUUUACGUUUGUGGAACCGGAGCAUUUCAUCCCAUAUGUGGAUAUAUUGAUCUUGGACUCUACAAGGAGGAAGUUAUAUUCAAACUAGACACAAACAAUUUGGAGUCUGGCAGACUGAAAUGUCCUUUUGAUCCUCAGCAGCCUUUUGCUUCAGUAAUGACAGAUGAGUACCUCUAUGCUGGAACAGCUUCUGAUUUCCUUGGCAAAGAUACUGCAUUCACGCGGUCCCUUGGGUCUACUCAAGACCAUCAUUACAUCAGAACUGACAUUUCAGAGCACUACUGGCUCAAUGGAGCAAAAUUUAUUGGAACUUUCCCCAUACCAGACACCUAUAAUCCAGAUGAUGAUAAAAUAUAUUUCUUCUUUCGUGAAUCAUCUCAAGAAGGCAGUACUUCCGAUAAGACGAUCCUUUCUCGAGUUGGAAGAGUUUGUAAGAAUGAUGUAGGAGGACAACGCAGCCUGAUAAACAAAUGGACAACUUUUCUGAAGGCCAGAUUGAUUUGCUCAAUUCCCGGAAGUGAUGGGGCAGAUACUCAUUUUGAUGAGCUUCAAGAUAUUUACUUACUCCCCACAAGAGAUGAAAGAAAUCCUGUAGUAUAUGGAGUCUUUACCACAACUAGCUCCAUUUUCAAAGGCUCUGCUGUUUGUGUGUAUAGCAUGGCUGACAUCAGAGCAGUUUUUAAUGGCCCAUAUGCUCAUAAGGAAAGUGCAGACCAUCGCUGGGUGCAGUAUGAUGGAAGAAUCCCUUAUCCCCGACCUGGCACAUGUCCGAGCAAAACCUAUGACCCACUGAUCAAAUCAACCCGAGAUUUUCCAGAUGAGGUCAUCAGUUUCAUCAGGAGGCACCCUGUGAUGUAUAAAUCAGUAUAUCCAGUUGCGGGAGGACCAACAUUCAAGCGAAUCAAUGUAGAUUACAGACUGACACAGAUUGUCGUGGAUCAUGUUGUCGCAGAAGAUGGCCAGUAUGACGUAAUGUUUCUUGGGACAGACAUUGGAACAGUCCUAAAAGUUGUCAGCAUUUCAAAGGAGAAAUGGAACAUGGAAGAGGUAGUCCUGGAGGAGUUGCAGAUAUUCAAGCACUCAUCAAUCAUCUUGAACAUGGAGUUGUCUCUGAAGCAGCAACAAUUGUACAUUGGUUCCCAAGAUGGAUUGGUCCAGCUCUCCUUGCACAGAUGUGACACUUAUGGGAAAGCUUGUGCAGACUGUUGUCUUGCCAGAGACCCUUACUGUGCGUGGGAUGGAAACGCAUGCUCUCGAUACACCCCCACUUCAAAAAGGCGAGCUAGACGCCAAGAUGUCAAGUAUGGAGACCCAAUCACCCAGUGCUGGGAUAUAGAAGACAGCAUUAGUCAUGAAGCUGCUGAUGAAAAGGUGAUUUUUGGCAUUGAAUUUAAUUCAACUUUUCUGGAAUGUAUACCUAAAUCCCAACAAGCAUCUAUUAAGUGGUAUAUUCAGCGGUCAGGAGAUGAACAACGAGAGGAGUUGAAAUCCGAUGAAAGGAUCAUCAAAACAGAAUAUGGGCUACUGAUUCGAAGUUUGCAGAAGAAGGACUCUGGGAUGUAUUACUGCAAAGCGCAGGAGCACACUUUCAUCCACACCAUAGUGAAGCUGACUUUGAAUGUCAUUGAGAAUGAACAGAUGGAAAAUACCCAGAGGGCAGAGCACGAGGAAGGGCAGGUCAAGGAUCUGUUGGCUGAGUCACGGUUGAGAUACAAAGACUACAUCCAAAUCCUUAGCAGCCCAAAUUUCAGCCUCGACCAGUACUGCGAACAGAUGUGGCACAGGGAGAAGCGGAGACAGCGAAACAAGGGCAGCCCAAAGUGGAAGCACAUGCAGGAAAUGAAGAAGAAACGAAACCGAAGACAUCACGGGGAUGAGCUUCCUAGUGCUGUGGCCACGUAGUUUUCUAUUUAAUUUAAAGAAAAAAAUUCUUUUCACUGCGAAAAUACUGUCUUCUGUUCUGUACAUCCCUUAUACUAACUCAUAAGAGUUUUCCAUGGAGUUUUGCUAAGGCACAAGAAAAAUAAUCUGAGCAAGACUAUGUAUGGUAAAUAUGGCAUAGUGAGGGCAAAUAGUUCAUCUGAACCCAUUUUCCAAGAACUAAACUUGUACCUGCAAUGUGUCAGAAUUAUCCUCAACAUAGGAACUUACUUACAUUUGUAAAUGUUUUAUGUUGUCAGGUUUUGAAUUUAUGAUGCCAUGUAAAUAAGUGAGCUAAGCAAGUAUCAUAUUUGAUAUUGUACUGAGGUGCUUCGUUUUCCUUGCAUGGCCAGUAAGCAUGGAGUUUAUCAUGCUGUUGUGUUAUGUGUUCUUACGAACAGAUAUAUCAUUCCAUUCUAGAACUGGCUGCCUUGUGGUAGGAAUUGGAAGGAAGACACAAAUCCAGACUGCUCACAUUAUCAACAGGAACUUUCCCAGUCAGCCAUUCACACUUGGUGCAUGGUUUAGGAAUUUGGAGAAGUGCAUUAUUUCUUUCAGACCACAGGGGUUAUUUAGUGUGGGACAGCACUGAUUUACUGAAGGGUAUAAAUGCUCCUCCGAGGAUUCCUUGUGACUUGUCAAGAGGAACAGGUUCACAGAGAGAGGUGGGUGCUCAGUUAUGUGUUUUUAGAUUAUUUGCUGAGAUUUACAUGGACAGAAUGCUUGAUAAAUAUUUCAGUACAAUAGGGGAGAACAUUUUAAUAAAAUAAGGGAAACAUCAUGAUGUCUACUGCAUCCUAAUGGGAAGGCAUACAGAUGGGAUCUGUUAGGAGACAGAAGGAAAGACAGCCAUAAAUUCUGGCUUUUGGGAAAACUCUUAUCCCUAUAAAAAGAAAGAGCAGUCACAAAUAAAGUGAGUGAAAUGUAAUGUAGCUUAUUCACCAGAGUAUAUGUAGCUGCCAAUUUAUAAUCCAUCUGUUAAAAAAAUUCUAGAUUAUAACAAACUGCUAGCAAAGUCUGAGGAAAAGUAAAUUUUCUGAAGGAUCUUGGGAAGAAUGAACACAAAUUUAUUUACAACCAAUGGGAUUUCAGUAUGCACUUUCUCUCUUCAAAAAAAAAUAAUCAUACUCUAUAAAUUAUUUCCAUUUACUGCCUUUGUUCUUUCCAGAAUAUUGGGACAUUGGAUUUUAUUUGAGUGAAUAAAAAAAAACAGUAUAUACAUAUAUAGAGAUAGAAUUAAGUAGACAACAGUGGUGGGGGAGCAGGGAGGUAUAUUUGUUGAAUAACAGAACAAAUGCAAAAAUUUUGACAACGGGAAGGGUUAAAUUAACUCUUUGACAUCUUUUUUUCUCACAAUCUUUUUGCAUUUCUGAGAUUAUAGGCUGUAACUCAAGUAGCAUUGUUUUAGUAAUUUAAUAAUAAACAAGCCUAAUGCAUGUAAAGAAAACAAACAACAUAAACAUUUUUUUAUACUUUGUUAGCACUUUCAAAUAUUUACAAUUUGACUUUACCUCUGAAUAUGCAUGGCAUGGUUCCUGCCUGUUUAAGAAGGACUCACCUUUCCUUUUUAAACACAACUCUUAGCCUUCUUCUGUUUUGCCUUUUCACGCCCUUUUUAGUGUGAAAUGAAAAAUUAGUCACUUCCUCACAUGGAAGGCAGCUUUUCAGAAAGCUAAAUAGCAGACAUUUCUCAUUUCUCAUGCAUUCUACGUGUCUUGAAAGAAAAGCCUCUGAGAACCCAUGUGAUUAGUACAGAGUUCAAUAUCAUGUCUGUAGCUGGCUUUAUGUUCAAAACAUUCUAUCUUACAUUUCACUUCAUUUACAUCGCUUACCUAUCUCAAAGUAGUCACACUGAUAGCUGAGGUUAAGUAUCCCUUUUUGAUAUGAAACUCAUAAAUAUUUGUAGAUGUUUCAAUAUAAGGAAAACUUAAGGAUUUAAAAAGAAAAAGCAAACCAGAACAAAUCACUCUUUUAAAAAAUAAUGCAUAAUAAUAGUUGUAGUAAGAUCAGACUACUUAUUGAAUAUUGCAACGAGUAUUUGUAACUACUGAUUUGCUGGGUUAAAAUGUUCCAGGAACUCAUAACAAAUUCAAAGCAAAUAAGUGGGAGCAUGCUUUAUUUUUCAAAGAUUUCCAAAUAUUUG
Messenger RNA from Rhinolophus ferrumequinum (greater horseshoe bat), 4921 nucleotides. RefSeq names its product semaphorin 3D (gene SEMA3D). Gene Ontology annotation, biological process: semaphorin-plexin signaling pathway; positive regulation of cell migration; neural crest cell migration. The record is from RefSeq and is a predicted model, not a curated record. Lineage: Eukaryota; Metazoa; Chordata; Mammalia; Chiroptera; Rhinolophidae. The transcript is spliced from 18 exons. Gene Ontology annotation, molecular function: chemorepellent activity; semaphorin receptor binding. The coding region runs from base 433 to 2760 and encodes 775 amino acids.